GCGACAACAAUGCUAAUAUCGCAAUUCGAUAAAAUGUAACAUGACUUUUUUUAGGAAGUGAUUGGAAGUGAUGAAAAGUGAGAUGAAUGAUACUAAUUGGAAAUUAUAUGUCUGUACAUUCGAUCAUAAACAAUAAUCAUGGUUACCCGAGUGUUGAUUGACAUUCGCAAUGAUUUAAAGCUUUUAAUUAGUGCUAUAACUGGAUUUGAGGACACUGAAGAAGGCUUUGAUGUUUGUGAACGAUUCACUUUAUCCAAUAUCAAGAAUCAUCGAUAUCUUUCAAUUGAUGGCAAUGAAACCAAACAAAAAAUUGACGAACUUAUUACAAAAUUUUCAAUUCACGGAAAUUAUAAAGUUGCCAAGGAGUUACAGUACUUAAUUGGUUGUUUCCUACAUAGUUUCGAUUUUGAACAACAUCCUCAAUAUGAUCUUCAAUGGACAUUGUUGUCAUUGUUGCUUGAUUUGGCAAAUGAAACAACAUACUCAGACUUAAGCAGUCAUGUGUUGCCUAAAAAUGAAUACAAUGUAAUUGCUACUGUUGACUGGAACAAUAGUGCCAGUAAUGAAAUUGAUUGGGGUCCAUAUUUAAAGGAAGGCCAAGGAGAUUUUUUUUACGACUUCCAAAAUAGCACUGAAAGUGAAUGGUCUGAUGAAGAAGUAACGGAAGUUAAAGAAGUAGAUAAGUGUCUCACUACUUCAAAAAAUGACGUACAUUUGUUUGAAGCGUUGAGCAUAAGAAAGUUCCAUAUCACGCAGUAUAAACUUUCAAAAAUUGUAAUGGAAGGAUUGCUAUCAAAAAAUUGGCUAUCAAAUAAUGUGCCAAAUUGUUGGUGGUACAAAUUGGAAGAGGGAGGAUAUGAAGCCAAUAGUUCUUCUCAACAUGCAAACUUUUCGACAUUGUGGGAUAAGGCCAAUUUGGAAUUAUUACCAAAUGGAACGAGAACCCUUAGUGAGUACCAAGUCUGUAGGGAAUUGAUGUGGAUGUUCUAUGUGCAAGCGCAGAUGACUGUAUUCCAACAACAGGAGUGGGAGUACAACGUUAUACCAAAUAUUUCUAUACCAAGCUUAUCAAAUGAAUGCGCAGUGAUGGGAAAGAGCCCAGUUUGCUCAUAUAGUCUAAUAUUUUCGAAUAUGGAGAAAAACUUUAUCGUCGUCUUCGAGACAACUGAUUGCUCCGUAUUACUUACGAACCCACUUAUUUGGUCUAAAACUCGUUUAAAAGCUUUUCCACGUUAUUACACUAUGCUUUGUACUUUUUGUUCAUCGGCAUUUCGUAUAUUCCUCGCUGAAUAAUCUGCCAGAUUCCCGCCGCUUCAGGAGGAUACUGGGCAUCCAAGGUGUGUAU
Cephus cinctus (wheat stem sawfly) is the source of this 1345-nucleotide messenger RNA. Its product is annotated as gamma-tubulin complex component 5. The transcript is spliced from 5 exons. Lineage: Eukaryota; Metazoa; Arthropoda; Insecta; Hymenoptera; Cephidae. The record is from RefSeq and is a predicted model, not a curated record. Bases 139 to 1293 code for a protein of 384 amino acids.